This is a messenger RNA of Kluyveromyces marxianus DMKU3-1042, 1134 nucleotides long. RefSeq names its product RNA recognition motif domain-containing protein. NCBI's taxonomy places the organism in Eukaryota, Fungi, Ascomycota, Saccharomycetes, Saccharomycetales, Saccharomycetaceae. Gene Ontology annotation, molecular function: RNA binding. The record is from RefSeq and is a predicted model, not a curated record. Bases 1 to 1134 code for a protein of 377 amino acids. The transcript has a single exon.
AUGUCGGAAAGAAACACUGUUCAUGUCAGUGGGUUUCCAGCAGGAACUAGAGCGAACGAGUUGGCACCUCAGUUUGAGAGUGUUGGGAGACUAGUACGUAUUGACAUUCCGCAAUUGGAUCACUACAAGUCCGGUCCAUAUGCCUUUGUAGAGUAUGAAUCGUUUGAAGACGCGGAAAAUGCAAUAAGAGCCUGUGAUGGGACGCCCUUCCAAAUGAAUCCAUCAUUCAUGCUAAGGGUUCAGAUUGCCAGGUCCAAGGGCAGAAGGGAUAGAGAGCCAAGGGAGUUUAGAGAACCUGCCAACUACAGAGACCGCAGGCGUGAGCGUGAUCCUAGAGAUAAUUUUUCGAGAGACCGUAUGCGGUCGUUUAGAGAUCAAGACGAUAGAAGGCCAAGGUUUGACCCACGAGGCGAUCCAAGAGGCGAUCCAAGAGGACACAAUGCAAGAAGAGGUGGGCCUUCGCGGUACAACAACGCUCCUCCCAGACGUUAUGACGAGAGGCUAGGCGAACCCAGACCUUACGAGCCAGUAUUCGGAAUGCCUGUUCCACCACCGCCUCCUCCGGAAAGAAAGCUUCGCGAUCCAUACCCCAACGAGCUCGCGCACUUUAGACGUACUGGGAAAGGUGUUCCACAGCUUUCUAGUGCUCACGCGGAAGAAUCAUCUGGCAAUGCUUCUGUUUCUUCUCCUGCUCCUGCUCCUGCCUCUGCAACUGCCUCUGCCUCUGCCUCCACUACAUCAAUGGAUGUGGCUGAGGCUUCAGCUGCAGCUGAUACUACGGCUACGGCUACGCAACAGGAACAAGGAAACGAGUCAGAUGGCUCCAACUAUGACCCGAACGAAGCUGUACCGGUAUCAGAACCUGUACCCACUGAAAACACUCAAGAAGCACCUGAAACUGCCGCUGCGGAAACUGCCGUUGCGGAAACUGCCGUUGCAGAAACGCCCGUCUUGGAAAAUCCAGACGCAGCCUCGAACCUCGAGCAGACCGAACACACAACUGCUCCAGAUACUCCGCCUGCUGAAACCACUACUACCCAAGUUUCGGCCGAAAGCCAAAUUCAGUCUUUACCCGAACCCUCAGCCGCACCAUCAGAAACCGAAAAACCUACCGCUUCAGAAGCACGUGACUGA